Salmo salar (Atlantic salmon) is the source of this 7439-nucleotide messenger RNA. The record is from RefSeq and is a predicted model, not a curated record. NCBI's taxonomy places the organism in Eukaryota, Metazoa, Chordata, Actinopteri, Salmoniformes, Salmonidae.
GAGAGAGAGAGAGAGAUGGAGAGAGGCAGGGAGGCAGGGAGGGAGAGCGCACAAACAGUGUUGCCUUUACUGUCAGCUGUGGAACGAUUCAGUCAUCAAUGGACAGAGUACACACGUAGCCAGUAGCAUAGCCUCUUUCAAUGUACCUUCAUUUCUGCUAUGAAACGGAGGGAAGUAUAAUCAAAUCCGGUUACCUAGUUUCGCUUUCAUCGUUUAUAUUGCAGAUUGAAAUGGAGACAACGUUGUGUUAGCGCGCGCUAUUGAUUAGACUCCAAUAGGCUUUAUUCCUUGCGGAAGAUUUGUUUGAUCUCAACCAUACUUUAACAAUGAUGGAGUAUUGGAGGCAGUGCGCAUUAUGGCUGAUCAACUGCAAGGUGCUUCCACCCAACCAUCGGGUAACAUGGGAGUCCGCCCAGGUAUUCGACCUCGCUCAGACACUCCGAGAUGGAGUGCUCCUGUGUCAACUUCUCAACAACCUCCGACCCCAGUCCAUCAACCUCAAAGAGAUCAAUCUCAGACCGCAGAUGUCACAGUUCCUGUGCUUGAAGAACAUCAGGACAUUUCUCUCCGCCUGCUAUGAGAUAUUUGGCAUGAAGAAGAGUGAACUCUUUGAGGCCUUCGACUUGUUUGAUGUGCGGGACUUUGGAAAGGUUAUGGACACAUUGUCCAAACUGUCCCACACCACGAUUUCAGAACAAACCGGAAUAAAGGCUUUUCCGUCAGAGGAGAGUCUAGAAGAAGAUGAGGACAUCUAUAACCACCUAGAAGACCUGAUUGAUGAGAAAGGUGUGGAGGAUGAGGAGGAUCUUUAUGACUGUGUCUACGAUGAUGAAGACGGAGGAGAGAUCUAUGAAGAUCUGAUGAAGGCUGAAGCCGUCCCUCCUCCUCUGAAGCAGGUAGAGACAGACAUCAGGAGCUGCUGUCUGACAGAGAUCAAGCAGACUGAGGAGAAGUACACAGAGACUCUGGACUCCAUAGAGAAGUAUUUUAUGGCACCUCUUACGACAUUCCUGUCCUCAGAGGAGAUGAAGAAAGUGUUUGUCAACAUUCCGGACCUGGUUAAAGUUCACAAGAGUCUCAUGGUGGAGAUCCAAGACUCUGUCCGCCAUAAAAGUGCUCAGAACAUCUACCAGAUCUUCAUCAACUACAAAGAGAGAUUGCUAAUAUAUGGGAAAUACUGUAGCCAUGUAGAAACGGCCAUCGUUGCUUUGGAUGACAUCUGCAAACACAGAGAGGACAUCCGAAUGAAGCUGGAGGAAUGUGCGAAGAGAGCCAACUAUGGAAAGUUUACACUGAGGGAUCUGCUAGUGGUCCCUAUGCAGCGGGUACUGAAGUAUCAUCUUCUUCUACAGGAAUUAGUGAAACACACUCACGACGCGGCUGACAAGAGCAAUUUGCGGCUGGCGCUGGAUGCCAUGAAGGACCUGGCUCAGUACGUCAAUGAAGUGAAGAGAGACAAUGAGACUCUGAGAGACAUAGCCCAGUAUCAGAAAUCCAUCGAAAACCUUAAUCAGUCUCUUAGUACCUAUGGGAGACCAAAAGGAGACGGAGAGGUACGCGUUACCUCAAUCGACAAACGUGCCAAACAGGACCGGCACAUCUUCCUGUUCGAUGCUGCUGUGAUCGUCUGUAAGAGGAGAGGAGACAACUAUGAGAUGAAGGAGGUGAUCGACCUGCACCACUUCAAGAUCACCAACAACCCCACGUCAGAUAAGGAGAACAGGAAGUGGUCCUAUGGGUUCUACCUGACACACAACCAGGGGCAGAGUGGCUUCGAGUUGUUCUUCAAAACCAAGGAGCUGAAGAAGAAAUGGCUGGAGCAGUUUGGCAUGGCCAUAUCCAACAUACGUCCAGAGAACGGCACCAGUAACUUCCAUGAGUUCAAGAUGCACACCUUCGACAGAAUCACAUCCUGUAGCUACUGCCACAUGCUGCUAAGGGGCAUCUUUAACCAGGGGUACCUGUGCUCCAAGUGUGGUGUUGGAGCCCAUAAGGAAUGUCUGGGGAGGUUUGGCAGCUGUGGAAAAACAGAUCCGGGCUCCUUCAGAACUCAGGAAAAAUCAGUGCAAGGACGGCGCUCAGAUCCAGGGUUACCUAAGAUGUUGGUGACGAGGAACUAUUUUGGCGUGCCAAGUCCCAUAUGUGGCCCGCCCCUCAACAUCCAGCAAGGUGACAUCAUCGAGCUGGUCUGUGCCGAUCUACACAGCUCCUGGUGGCAGGGCAAAAUUCUGUCGACGAGAGAGGUCGGCUUCUUUCCAAGUGACGCCGUGAAGCCGUGCCCAUGUGUCCCCAAACCUGUCGACUACUCCACACAACCUUGGUUUGCUGGGCCCAUGGAGAGACUUCAGGCUGAGGCAGAGCUGAUCAACAGAGGGAACAGCACCUACCUGGUCCGCCACCGGAGCCGCGAGUUCACAGAGUACGCCAUCAGCAUCAAGUACAGCAAUGACGUGAAGCACAUCAAGAUCCUGACCAGAGAUGCCUGCUUCCACAUCGCAGAGAACAAGAAGUUCAGGAGUAUAUUAGAACUAAUUGAGUACUACAAACACCAUUCAUUGAGGGAAGGCUUCAGAAGCCUGGACACAACACUGCAGUUCCCCUACAGAGAGCAGGAGAAUGCUGCUAUGCUCCACACCAACAGACCUGGAGGAAACACCCCAUUGCUUUGUGGGCUGACUUAUGUAACUCCUGCCGGCUACAGCUUUGUUCCUCCCUCCUCCGCUCCUUUCUGGUCAGUGUUCACCCCUAAGGUGAUGGGUGUGGCGAUAGCCCGCUAUGACUUCAGCUCCAGGGACACCAGAGAGCUGUCUCUACAGGAGGGAGACGUAGUGAAGAUCUACACCAAGUCAGGAGCCAAUGGCUGGUGGAGGGGAGAGGUCAGCGGCAGGGUGGGCUGGUUUCCAUCUACCUAUGUGGAAGAAGGAGAGGAGUGAUAAAGAAAAUACUGUUUGGUUUAGUACUGGACCCUCUAUGGUUGAUCUGACAGCUUGCUGAGAUGGGACUUCCUUAUCUGGGAUUCCAGCCCUCCUAUUGGCUGUUAAGUCAGCGACGUCCCAGAGACCUUUGGGAAAAGAGGGGUUUCUCGAUGAACUAGUGACUGGUUCUCUCUGCAACAGACUAGUGACUGGUUCUCUCUGCAACAGACUAGUGACUGGUUCUCUCUGCAACAGACUAGUGACUGGUUCUCUCUGCAACAGACUAGUGACUGGUUCUCUCUGCAACAGACUAUUGACUGGUUCUCUCUGCAACAGACUAGUGACUGGUUCUCUCUGCAACAGACUAGUGACUGGUUCUCUCUGCAACAGACUAGUGACUGGUUCUCUCUGCAACAGACUAGUGACUGGUUCUCUCUGCAACAGACUAGUGACUGGUUCUCUCUGCAACAGACUAUUGACUGGUUCUCUCUGCAACAGACUAGUGACUGGUUCUCUCUGCAACAGACUAGUGACUGGUUCUCUCUGCAACAGACUAUUGACUGGUUCUCUCUGCAACAGACUAGUGACUGGUUCUCUCUGCAACAGACUAUUGACUGGUUCUCUCUGCAACACACUAGUGACUGGUUCUCUCUGCAACACACUAGUGACUGGUUCUCUCUGCAACAGACUAUUGACUGGUUCUCUCUGCAACAGACUAGUGACUGGUUCACUCUGCUCUGCUCCACCACUUCAACAGCUUUGUUGUCAGCAGGGGAAGGACCUUUGCCAGAACCCAGCUCUCUCCUUCCGUCCCUCCCUCUCUUCCUCUCUCCCUCUCUCCUUCCCAUCCACCUCUCUCCCUCUGUCAAUACUGCUACCGCAAGUUGUCGCUGAAAUAUUUAAAUGCCGCCCAUCCAGCUAUCCAUCCAUCCAUUUACCCAUCUGUCCACACCACCCAGAAUAUAGCUAAGAUUGUCUAAGGAUUUGGAAAAGUGAAAGAGAAAAUAGAGAGAGAGAGAGAGAAGAGACACACACACAAACACACACACGCACACACAGGGCGGCAGGUAGCCUUGUGGUUUGAGCGCUGAAAGGUCGCUAGUUCGAGUCCCCAAGCCGAUAAGGCUAAAAAUCUGUCAAUGUGACCUUGAGCAAGCUACGUAACCCUAAUGCUGUCAUGAAACACUUCCCACACCCAUCCUCACAGAUUACAAUCUCUGCCACUGAACACGACACACGCACAGGUUGACGUUUAUUGAGAUGAAUCUAGUCCUGGAGGCAGAGCUGAGCGAUAUUUGUUAGCUGGUCCAGCCACAAAGUCAAAAUUGUUUAUAUCGUAACAAAUAUGAGGUUUUUGGUCUUAAUUUAGGUUUAGGCACAAGGUUAGCAGUGUGAUUAAGGUUAGGGUUAAGAUUAGGGAUUAGGGAUUUUAUGACUUUGUGGCUGUGGCAGCUAGUGACCACCCUGCACAGCUGCCUCUAGUACAUGAGUCAUCCCAGUAAAUACCAACCUGCCACACACACAAAAGAUGAGAGAGAGGGAUGUUGGGGGAUAUCAUCGCCACCCAUCAUGUUCUCAUCUCUCCAGCUGUACAGCAGGCUGGGUUAGGGGCUGUCGCUGUGUGUUGAUCUUAUAGGGACCUGGCUGGUUUGUCAGGGAACAAGCUAGUGAUGUGAUGCUACCCUACGACGGACGCAAGAGGCCCCCGCUCUCUCUUCUCUCUCCGCUCUUUCUCUUCCUUCUGACAGAAAACAAAAGGGAAUACUCUGAUUGGCCUGUAAACACUGUCUCCUGUUAUCCCUACUGAUGGGGCCUCCAGCCCUCUGUCUUCUGUCUCUUUCUUUCUUCGUCUCUUUCUCCCUCUCUCUUUCUCCCUCUCUCUUUCUCCCUCUCUCUUUGUCUCUCUCUCUCUCUUUCUCCCUCUCUUUGUCUCUCUCUAUUUCUCUCUCUUUCUCCCUCUCUCUUUGUCUCUCUCUCUCUCUUUCUCCCUCUCUUUGUCUCUCUCUAUUUCUCUCUCUUUCUCCCUCUCUCUUUGUCUCUCUCUCUUUCUCCCUCUCUCUUUCUUUCUUUCUCUCUCUUUCUCCCUCUCUCUUUCUCUCUCUCUUUCUCCCUCUCUCGUUCUCUUAUUUUAACCCCGCUUUUUUUCUCCCUUUCUCCUUCUCCUUUUCCUCAUCUCUCUUUUCUCUCUCCACUCCCCCCUCCUUUCUCCCCGGAAGGGGGUUUCCAGUAGAAGUUCCAGGCAGUGCUUUCCUUCCUUCAUAAUCCUCUAAUGAGAGGGAUUUACGACAUUUGAGGGAAUAAUGACUUCACAUCAAAACACACUCAAAAACACACUCAGGCAGGCGGAUCAGGCCGUGUAAUAAUGUAAAAGUCACCACAGACAAUGCAGUGUAAUAGUCAGUACAGAAGAAAAUGGGAGGUGAUGUUAGCCAAAUCACAGCUCACACCAGUGAUCAGUGUUUUCAUUCAUACGGCUUUUUAGUCCCAAUGCAAUUGCACCAGGAUCUGUAUGCCGUAGUCUGAACCCUCUGCCUUUGAUUGACAGGUUUAUGGUAUGCCACAAUGUGUUAAUUACAGUUCUGUGAGGUCAUAGUUCAGGUGGUGGCGUCUGGGAGGAGAGCUGUUAGACAAACACACAUGCACAAACACACACGCGGGCACGCACACACGGCACAGCCAUAACCGUCUUCAGUUCACCCAUUCAAUAUCCAUACAUACGUGAUGUAUAUAUUAUUAUAAAGAUUAUAUUGGGCAACAAAACGUAUGAAAUCAUCAGGGUUGUAACUAUAAAUGGGAGGUAUUCAAUGCCUCAGCAAUGUCCCUGUCUUCUGGGUCGUAUUCACUAGGCACCAAAUGGGAGCAAGCAGACUUAAACAGGAAAGGGACUACCUGAACAAUAAUAAACGCUCAUAUUCGUUUUCAAUUGUUUUGCUAUGGUGUGCACUAAUGAAUACAACUCUGCUGUCUUCCUGUGGUUCUUUGGUGUGUUGAUGCUGGUCAUUGAGGCACAACAUGGAUUAUGAUGUGAAUCUGGUCCUUGGAAUGCUGGGAAAUGUAGUGUUUUACCAUACUGUAUGUCUCAAUGGAAAGUAGUGUUUGAACUGUAAUAAGGAAUCAGUGGAGUGAAAGACUGUCCUCUCCUGUGACUCUCCUGUGCUUAUUUGAACUGUUUCCCACCACAAUGGCAAUAUGCUUUUUUGAAGUGAAGGCAGCUCAAAUUCCAGCUUAACUAUUUGUUUUAUUUGUUUUAAUGUGCAAGCCAUCUGGAUAAUGUCUUGAUAUGAUGAAAUGUGUAUAAGAGAUGUAUUUUUAUUUUUGAAUUGUUUUGAUGGAAUAUGAUAGUGUGUGUACAGGUUGCAUUGUGAAGUGUCCCCAUCCACCCCUGCUCUGUUUUCUAACUGCAGUGCAUGUUAGCUACCACCAGAUGGCAGCAGCAUAAGCACAUCUUUGCCCUCACCUCUUUCUCUGCAUGUCUCUCCUCCACCUUCAACCAUGCUUUACUUAUGGCCUCUUCCUAUGACAGUGUGGACUGGGGGUUGUUUGAAUUCAUUAUGAGAUGCUUUGGGAGUUGCCUUUAAAGUGAUAGCCCCACCAUAGACAUAACAGAGAGAACAUUUCCGGUUGCAACCAGGUUUUUGAAGCAUGGGAUCUAGUAAUCUACUAACACAGAGAGAUAUGAACAGCCUUUCUAAGCAUGGGAUCUAGUAAUCUACUCCCCCACCUUUUCCGCGAGAGGUGAACUGCGACGUUAAGGGGUUUACACUAGCAGGGCUUCUUCCUUCCCUGUGUGUGUCUUUAUCCUCUAACCAGAGAGAACAGAAUAAAGCCUCAAGGGUAUCAAUGAUCUGAUCUCUACACUAUCUUUCCUCACCUAGCACACCCACUACAUCCAACAAUCUGUUCAUUUCUCUCUCUCCCUCUUACUAUGCCCUUGCUCCAUCUUGCCCUCUAUAUCUAACUCUCUUUCUCUGUUUCUCUCUUUCUCUGCUUCUCUGUAUUCUCUCCCUGUCCUUGUCUCGGUGAAGUGGUUGAAACCCAGCACUGUAUCUUCAUACCAGGAUAGGAUAUACAGUAUAUACUCUGUUAUAUUGUAAAAUAGAGAGGAGAUGUUUCAGUCUACUCCACCAGACAGCCACAUACAGACUUAUUUUCAGUCUUUUGUGGCUGAAAUAACCAUCAUCUCACUGGAAGUCAUGGACAAGCCAUUAAAGCCUUUGCUUACAGAUAAGAAGCCAUAGUUAUAUUGCUCAACAACAGAACGGUGUGCUGUCUCUACUGUGUCUCUCAGUUGUGACACUCUGUAUAGUGCAUUGUUCACCUUGUUAGAACAUCGUUUAUGAAGCCAAAUAUGUCUACUGUACCUAUAUUUGAGUGUAAACACCAUGGCAACCUGCCACUGUGGCCUCACUAACCUACAGCCGUGCAAUCUGAGUUCAGUGUGGAACAUAACCACAUAGAAUUGUAUCAUACUGUAAAUAUGUAAAUAUCACACAAUAAACACAAAUGUAUAUGGCUUCUUUUUAA